AUGGCAUCAAAGCUAGCUCAAUCAGAGAAUGUUAGUGACAAUCAUGGGAAGGCUAAGUGGACUGAUACCAACACUGAAACUUUCUUAAAAAUAUGUGUGGAGGAGAUUGAAGCUGGUAAUAGGCCUCACACUCAUUUUAAUAAAGAUGGGUGGAACAACUUAAUGAACAAGUUUAAUAGCAGGAUUGGAAAGAACUAUGACAAGAAACAAUUAAAAAAUAAAUGGGAUUCAUUGAAACAAGAAUUCGGCUUGUGGGCAAAGUUGGUUGAAAAAGAGACAGGUCUCAUAUGGGAUCCAGUGAAAAACACUGUAGUGGCAUCUGCAGAGUGGUGGGAAACUAAGGGCAAGGAGGGUGAAAAGGAUACUUCUGAACAUGUUGUAGAUCAUAAUGAAGGCCCAAGUCUGCGUAUCAAUGAUUCAAAAAAAAGGCAGAGAGGGAUGAAAGGAGGAAAAAGGCAAGGAAUAGCUGAAAAAUUGCAAAACUCCCUUGAUCGAAUCCUGGAAAAUAUUGACCAAAUCUCACAUACAUUCGAGCCAAGAUCAAAUGACCCUUUCAGCAUGGGUAGAUGCCUUAGUCUAUUGAAAGAUGUGCCUGAACUUGAAUUUAUAUAUGAUGUUGAACUUGUACUUGGUUUUGUAUUUCAUAUUGAACCUGUACUUGUACUUGGGUUUUUGAUGUCUAGUACAUCAGAUUCGGAUAAUGAUAAUGAGUUGUCUGAGUACGAUGAAAAUGCUAACAGAGCAUUAUUACAGAAGAAGAAAAUGCUAAUGGAUGCUGCAGAAUAUAUCAAAAAAGAUGAACGUUACUGGCCAUAUUUUAAGGAUUGUAUAGGAGCUAUAGAUGGCACUCAUAUUGUUAUUCAUGUUCCUCCUGACAAAAAAAUUCCUUUUACUGGCAGAAAAGGAAUAACUACCACAAAUGUCCUUGUUGUUUGUGACUUGAAUAUGUGUUUUACAUUUGCAUUGGUUGGCCCCAGCUUUAGAUCACAAAAUGAAGCCUUCAAUUAUUAUCAUUCAAGUUUGAGGAGUAUUAUUGAAAGAACCUUUGGAGUUUGCAAAGCAAGGUGGAGGAUAUUGCAGAACAUGACCAACUAUGAGCUCAAAACUCAAUUUGCUAUCAUAUGGUCAGCCUUUACUCUCCAUAAUUAUAUUCGGAGAAAUGAUUCAUGUGACAUAGAUUUACUUACAAUAUUUGAGAAUAUUGAUGAUUUUGAAGCCAAUGAAGAUGAUCUUGGAGAAGAUGAAUGGGAGGGCCAAGUACAGAGUCAAUUAGAUCAAUAA
Messenger RNA from Gastrolobium bilobum, 1281 nucleotides. RefSeq lists its product as uncharacterized. The transcript is spliced from 6 exons. The coding region runs from base 1 to 1281 and encodes 426 amino acids. Lineage: Eukaryota; Viridiplantae; Streptophyta; Magnoliopsida; Fabales; Fabaceae. The record is from RefSeq and is a predicted model, not a curated record.